AUGACCUUCACCUUCCCAGACAGAGGAGGCCAGGCUGAAGCCCUGGUGCUGAUGGGGAUAUUCCAGGGCACCAGUGAGAAGGAUCGUCCAUGUGAGACGUGUGGGAAGAACCUGGCAGACUGUCUGGGACACUAUGGAUAUCUGGACCUGGAGAUGCCCUGUUUUCACGUGGGCUAUUUCAAAGCCAUCAUUGGAAUCCUACAGAUGAUCUGUAAGACGUGUUCUCACAUCAUGUUGACCAAAGAGGAGAAACUACAGUUUAUGGAUGUGUUGAAGAGGCCAGGCCUAGCGUACCUCCAGAAACGAGGAAUGAAGAAGAAGAUAUCCGACAAAUGCCGCAAAAGGACAAUGUGUCUCAAUUGCUCCACGUUAAAUGGACCAGUGAAGAAGUGUGGCUUGCUAAAGAUCCUCACUGAGAAAUACAAGACAACCAAGAAAGUGGGCACUGUAGUAUCAGACUUUCUCAACUCAUUCGAUAUCGCAAUAGCAAACAAAGAAGUGGAGGGCUUGCUUAACAGGGCUCAGAAACUGAGUCCUCUGGUGGUGUUGAACCUGUUCAGGAGGAUUCACGAGGAGGACAUUCCCUGCUCCGUGAUGAACCCUGAGGCAGGUAAGCCUGCAGACCUCAUCUCUCACCGUCUGCUGGCCCCACUCUGCAUCCGCCCCUCUGUCAUCUCAGACCUCAGUCAAGGUACUACGAGGAUGACCCACAUGAAGCUCACAGAGAUCAUCUUCCUCAAUGACUCAUCAAGAAGAUCAAACCGUUGUGCGAGGGCCAAGACCCAGAUGAUCAUGGAGGACUGGGACUUCCUCCAGCUGCAAUGUGCUCUCUACAUCAACAGUGAGCUCUCUGGCAUCCCCCUCAACAUGGCCCCUAAGAAGUGGACCAGAGGCUUCGUUCAGAGACUCAAGGGCAAACAAGGGCGAUUCCGUGGAAACCUCUCGGGGAAGAGAGUGGACUUCUCUGGGAGAACKGUCAUCUCUCCGGACCCCAACCUGCGGAUUGAUGAGGUGGCUGUCCCUGUGCACGURGCCAAAAUCCUGACCUACCCAGAGAAGGUGAACAAGGCCAACUUGGAGAUGCUGAGGAAGCUGGUGCGUAGCGGUCCUGAGGACCACCCUGGAGCCAACUUCAUCCAGCAACGUCACACGCAGAUGAAGAG
Messenger RNA from Salvelinus sp. IW2-2015, 1163 nucleotides. NCBI's taxonomy places the organism in Eukaryota, Metazoa, Chordata, Actinopteri, Salmoniformes, Salmonidae. The record is from RefSeq and is a predicted model, not a curated record.